AUGAUUCAAUUCUUGGAUCCAAAUGUUGUGCAAUUUGAAAUUUUACCUCAUCUCGAUGAUCGAUCCGUUAUUUCACUCCUAUCGACAUGUAAAAUUGUCAAUCAGGUAAUUUCUAUUCCGGACUAUAUCGAAACAAAAUUGAAAAUAAUGGAUGAAGAAAUUUUGAGUCAGAAAUUCAAUGAGUUGGAACAAAGUCCAAUCCAAGUGAAUAGAAUUAAUGAAAUAUUUAGAUUAGCAUAUUUGAAUUUUAGAGAAGGAAUGUUUCAAACUGAAAAGCAAUUGUUAGGAACAGUUAAAGUGGAUGAGGCACAAUGUUAUGGAAAAUUGAAAUCUCAAUAUACUCUUUUGCAGAGAUAUGUUUUCAAGAAUUCCGACAAAUUAUCACCACACUGUAAUAGGAGUGUUUUUUCAGGUUCAACAGGAUUUUGGAAUUCUCAUAGUGUUGAUUUUAAAAUCUCAAAAGAGAAUACUGUAUAUUAUUGGUCCAUUGUCCUUACAGCAUUUGAUCGUAAGAUAUCAAAUAGCUGGGCAAUACUUGUAGGUUUUGCUGAAGAGGAUGCUGCCUCAUCAUUAUCUAAAAGCUGGAUUCCAUCUGGAUAUUGUGUCAAAUCAAAUGCAAUACUUGAAAAUAGUUAUACAUCAUACACAGAGAGCCUUGUGAAUACGGAAGGAGAUGUCAUUGGAAUUGAGUGCUAUGUCCAAAACAAAACAGUCUAUUUCAAUGUUUACUCUCCUUCGAGGAACCAUCAGACCUUUCAAUUCAAAUCUGUGAAUAGUAAUAUAGUACCAAUGGUAUCUAUGGUACACUCUCAAUCACUCCAAUUACUUUCAUUACUUCCGUGGGAUGGGCAUGUGGAAAGCUUGAAAUCCUUUGGAGAAUGUGCAACAAGGAUUUGUACAGCAGAAGAAUGAUUUUAUUGUUUGAAGAAUUAAAUUUCAAACAAUAAAUUACUAUUCUAUUAUU
Naegleria gruberi is the source of this 964-nucleotide messenger RNA. RefSeq lists its product as uncharacterized. The coding region runs from base 1 to 912 and encodes 303 amino acids. The record is from RefSeq and is a predicted model, not a curated record. NCBI's taxonomy places the organism in Eukaryota, Heterolobosea, Eutetramitea, Acrasida, Naegleriidae. The transcript has a single exon.